This is a messenger RNA of Vitis riparia (riverbank grape), 1595 nucleotides long. RefSeq lists its product as uncharacterized. Bases 64 to 1428 code for a protein of 454 amino acids. NCBI's taxonomy places the organism in Eukaryota, Viridiplantae, Streptophyta, Magnoliopsida, Vitales, Vitaceae. The record is from RefSeq and is a predicted model, not a curated record. The transcript has a single exon.
GUAGGGAGAAGCUGAAGAUAAGCUAUUGGCUUCCCGGAACAGAGGAGACUCCUCGGUGGUCUAAUGGCAACUCCGACUGUUCGGCUCAUCUCAGAAUGCUUUAUCAAACCAAAGUUCACUUCAGAAGAGACCAAGGAGCCCUGUUACCUGACACCAUGGGACCUUGCCAUGCUCUCCGUCAAUUAUAUCCAAAAGGGCCUUCUCUUUAGCAAACCACCUGAUGUGGAUGAUCCACAAAACUUCAUGGCAACUCUCUUGGACAGGCUCAAGGAUUCCCUCGCUCUCACACUCGACCAUUUCUACCCACUUGCAGGCCGCCUUGCAACAAAGAAGGAGGACAGUCCACCCUCUUAUGUGGUCUUUGUAGAUUGUAACAACAGUCCCGGAGCGAAAUUCAUCCACGCAGCUGCAGACAUGACAAUAUCUGAUAUCCUUUCACCAAUUUAUGUACCCCAAGUUAUCCAAUCAUUCUUUGAUCAUGAUAGGGUGAUUAACCACGAUGGUCACACCUUGUCUUUGCUAUCAAUUCAAGUCACAGAGCUUGUGGACGGCAUCUUCAUUGGAUGUUCCAUAAAUCACAGCAUGGUUGAUGGAACCUCUUUCUGGCAUUUCUUCAAUGCAUGGUCUGAGGUAUUCACUGCACAGGAGAAGAAUAGUUCCAUAACACUGUCACGCCCACCCAUCCUCAAGCGCUGGUUUCCUGAUGGCUAUGGUCCAAUUAUCAACCUUCCUUUCACUCACCAUGAUGAGUUCAUCAGCAGAUUUGAAGCACCCGUACUCAGAGAGAGAAUUUUCCACUUCUCAUCAGAAUCAAUAGCAAAGCUCAAAGCAAAGGCAAAUGCACAGUGCAACAGCAACAAAAUCUCCUCUUUCCAGGCAUUGUCCGCACUUGUCUGGAGGUCCAUAACACGAGCGCGCUGUUUCCCACAUGAGCAGGUAACCAGUUGCAGGCUGGCCACCGGUAACAGAACAAGAUUGGACCCGCCCUUGCCGGAGAACUACUUUGGGAACUCAAUUCAAACGGUGAGAGGCAUUGCCACUGCUGGUGAACUGCUUGAACAUGAUCUUGGGUGGGCAGCCUGGCUCUUGCACCAGGCUGUGGUCGGUCACACUGACAAAGCUGUGCGUGGCUGGCUUGAGUCAUGGUUUCAAUCCCACUUCAUUUAUCAGUUAGGCCUGUUUUUUGACCCCAAUAGCGUAAUGAUGGGGAGCUCGCCCAGAUUUAACAAGUAUGGAAUUGAGUUUGGAUUAGGGAAAGGAUUGGCAGUUCGGAGCGGUUACGCACACAAGUUCGAUGGGAAAGUGUCAUGUUACCCGGGACGUGAAGGAGGAGGAAGCAUAGAUUUGGAGGUGUGCCUACCGCCAAACUCGAUGAGUGCUCUUGAAUCCAACCAGGAGUUCAUGGAGGCUGUCUCUUUGUCCCCUUAGGUACUUCAGUUUUCACAUAUGCAAUCUGCAUAAACUAAUGAUGUAAACUUCAUUAGUCUCUGUUUUUCUGUUUCUUCCUUGAAUAAGCACUUGUCUAUGUACGGACGUCCUUCAUAUAUUGCAAAUUCAGAUAAUAUGAUGUGAUAUCGAGGCAAAGUAAUUAUAAA